Anisakis simplex (herring worm) is the source of this 861-nucleotide messenger RNA. The record is from the annotation of a GenBank genome assembly. Lineage: Eukaryota; Metazoa; Nematoda; Chromadorea; Rhabditida; Anisakidae.
AUGCAAACCUCGAUUGAUCGUGAAGCAUGCGAUAAAAAAGCAGAGCUGAAUAAAGCACAAAAUUGGUUGUGGCAUGCACCUGAACGCAUCAUCACAUCUGUAUGCCUCUUGAUGUUGUGUGUUUAUCUCGUUUAUGGUAAAUAUCCUCAAAUUGUUUGUAACUUAUUGACAACAACACCUGCUGCACUCUUCACGUAUGCACUGCUCACGAAAGCGCCUACUGAGACAAUUUCACAGCAUCAGUCGAGCAACAAAGCAAAAAAUACCACCACCACCACCACCACAGCAUCACUUACAACAAUGCGUUCAACACUCACUUCAGUACCAUUCUGCAUCACGUCAUCGACAAAUGAUAACACACUCAGCAAUAACAUCCUCGAAACACCAAUGAGAUCAAUCGACGAAGCCUUUGAUCAAAGCACUACAAAAACAAUAUACGAUCUGUUGAAUGAACAAAUCAAACUGAAAGAUUAUCAACGACCAAAUUUCGUUCUGAAGCAGUCAAUCAUAUCAGAGUCUACUAACGACGCAACGACAUGCCUCGAACAGUCAUUGUUCGAGCCAUCCAGUUUGCUGAAUGAGAAUGAGAACGGUGAUCGACUGAAAAUUGGUUUAUUGGCACCUCCGCCAAAUGGAAAUGAACUUGGAUCUGAUCGGAUGGCAGUUGAUUAUUGUAUCGCAGAAGAGGGCGUAGCAUUGUUCGAUCGGCAGAGGAAGAGUGCCAUGUCGCGUACUGACUUUGAGGUCAUUGAAAACGUCACUAUUAAUCGUAUUGCACGUUGCAAGCAGCAAUUACCGGACAAUUCAUAUUAUCGUGUACUCUUCUGUCAUGACAUUCGAUUAAUACGAGCUUUAUUGUAG